Molecule: messenger RNA, 3858 nt
Organism: Sparassis crispa
Lineage: Eukaryota; Fungi; Basidiomycota; Agaricomycetes; Polyporales; Sparassidaceae
Product: DNA mismatch repair protein
Exons: 26
Coding region: 1-3858 (1285 amino acids)
Biological process (GO): mismatch repair
Cellular component (GO): MutSalpha complex; nucleus
Molecular function (GO): ATP binding; mismatched DNA binding; ATP-dependent DNA damage sensor activity
Source: RefSeq, a predicted model, not a curated record
AUGGCGCCUCCAAAGUCUCAACCUGCCGACAAAAUGAAGCAGAAGAGUCUGAUGUCUUUCUUUGGCAAACAGUCUGCAAAGUCGUCCGCCACGCUCGACGCGGCGUCCAAGGCCAGGGCCAAGAUUCCAGCACGCGUGCAUGACACAGCACCAUCAUCCGACCCUCCCAUUCCAGAGGUCCGCACGCCAAUGUCCAAAAGCACUUCGCGCUCAUCAGGUGUUAUGAGCGCGACUUACACGAGGAGUUCUGAUGGUGCACUCAGCGCCAAGGAGACACCACCGACCAGUGACCCUGUUGACGUUGAUAUGUUGUCUGAUGAGGAGGACGACGUGAGUCAAAAGAGUGUAGAGAAAUCGACAACGACACGUCAAAAACGUAAGAUGGUCAUUGAUGACUCUGACGAGGAAGGGGGUAAUAUCGACGCCGAUGCAUACAAGAAGGGUCUAUCUGCGCGAAAGGCUUCCCCAGAGCCUGCAAAGAAGAACGUGUCUAAUCGCGCGAAGAAGCUGCGCGUAUCUGUGAUGUUUUCGGACGAAGAGGAACAGGUUAAAGAGGAUGGCGGGGAUGCCCCCGGAAUUAGUCUGUUCACACAACGUCUCACGAAGUACCAGAAGUCGCCAACCAAGAUAACUCGGAAAACAACUAGUGACGACGACGACUUCAUUGUUCCCGAUGAUAUUGACGAAGAGUCAGACGACGGCGGAGAUGUUCCACGCUCAUCUUCACGUGCUUCAGCUUCUUCAUCUUCGCGUCCUUCGUCCCGCCUCUCCGCCUACGCCCACUCUUCCGCUGCCUCUGAGGCGGAGGGUGACAACGACACGUCCGCGCAGCCUAAGCCAAAGAAGAAGGCCGCUGAACGUCUGCCUCUCAAGAAGGGCGGCGGCUCAGAAGGCGGAGUAGGCAGUGACAGUUUCUUGACGGCGGCGGAACGACGCGCGCAGCAGCAGAAGGCGGAGAAGAAGAGUACUGAAGACCCGUUCGCCUUUCUCGCGGACGUCAAAGACAAGGACGGUGUGCGCCCAGGCCAGCCGGGGUACGACCCGCGCACACUGCAUAUCCCGGAGAAAGCGUGGAACAGGUUCACCCCGUUCGAGAAACAGUUCUGGGAGAUCAAGCAGAAUCAUUUUGAUACCAUUUUGUUCUUCCAGAAAGGCAAGUUCUUGGAGUUAUACGAGGAAGACGCGCGCAUUGGUCAUCGGGAGUUCGAUUUGAAACUGACGCAGCGUGUGAAGAUGAGCAUGGUCGGUGUUCCGGAAAUGUCAUUCAACUUCUGGGCAGCGAAGUUCCUCGCGAAAGGUUACAAGGUCGGCCGAGUGGACCAGGCAGAGACCGCUCUGGGAGCGGAGAUGCGUCUUGCAGCCGACAAGAAGACCGGAAAAGGACGCGCUGGCGCGGAGGACAAGGGCAAGGACAAAAUCGUGCGGCGCGAGCUCAACAAAGUCUACACCAACGGCACGCUUGUCGACCCGGAGCUGCUCACGGACGAGCAGGCGGGACAUUGUGUUUCGAUCCGCGAGGAGGAGAGCGAAGGCAAGGACGGCAAGCAGACGUUUGGAAUAUGCGUGCUUGAUAGCGCCACGAGCGAGUUCAAUUUGAGCUCGUUCGAAGAUGAUAUCUGCAGGACAAAGCUCGAGACUAUGAUGAGGCAGCUGCGUCCGAAGGAAAUCAUGUUCACGAAGGGAAACCUUUCAGUCUCGACCACGCGUCUGCUAAAGGCCAUCCUUCCUGGAAGUUGCCUCUGGACAAGCUUGCGCGAGAGCGAAGGACUUACUUAUGAGAAGACUCUGAAGGAGCUCAAGAAGCUGUAUCCUGCUACGGACGAGGAUGACGAUAUGGACGACUCUGGGUUCGGUUUGAGCAGUACAGUUCCGCAGGCUAUUAUGGAGAUGCUCGGGUGCAACAGUGCAAUCGAGGCCUUGGGUUCGAUGAUCUGGUACUUGCACACAUUGAACAUCGACAAGGACAUACUGGGCAUGAAGAACUUUAAUGUUUACGACCCCAUGAAACGAGGUCAAGGUCUUGUGCUUGAUGGUCAGACUUUAGCGCACAUCGAGGUAUUGCUCAACAGCGAAGGUACCGAGGAUGGAUCGUUGUUGAAACUCCUUGGGAGGUGCAUCACUCCUUCCGGGAAACGCUUGUUCCGCAUCUGGCUUUGUAUGCCGUUGCGCGAGAAUGCGGAUAUUAACGCUCGACUCGACGCAGUCGAGGACCUCAUGGAGCAUCUAACGUUCGAGGCCGAGUUCACCUCUAUCGCGAAAGGAUUGCCAGAUCUCGAACGCAUUGUCUCACGUAUACAUGCCAAGAGUUGCAAAGUAAAAGACUUCAUAAAAGUUCUUACCUCUUUCAAAACACUGAGUGACGGAUUGGCAAGGCUUGCUGAUACUGCUGCGUCCUUCAACUCAAAGACCGUCCUCGGCUUGCUGCGCUCUGCACCAAACUUGCAGCCGAACAUCAAGCACGUGAAGGCAAUGUUCAAAAAGACCGAGGAAAAUGCUGACGAGCUCGUCCCCGAGGACGGUAAAGACGAGACCUACGACGAGAUCAUGGAGGAAAUUACCUCACUAGAAGAAGAGCUUGCAGAUGAACUCAAGAGGCUUGAGAGCAAAGUCGGGACGAGGCUCACUUACUGGCACAGUGCUACAGGUACCAAGGACAUUUAUUUGGUUCAAACCAAACCUAAGCAACCAGGUCUGCCGAAAGAUUGGAUCAGGAGCGGGGGCACAAAGGCUGCUGAGCGCUGGAGCGUCCCUUCGCUAGCUCCAACAAUCCGUAAACUAAAAGAAGCACGCGAGAAUCGCAACAGCGCGAUCAAGGGAUUCAAGAACCGGCUCUUUGCAGAAUUUGACGUGGACCGCAGCGUGUGGCUGCGCGCAAUCCGCGUGCUCGCUGAGUUGGAUUGCUUGUUCAGUCUCGCGAAGUCGUCAGCCGCGCUUGGUGAGCCCGCGUGCAGGCCUGAGCUCGUUGAAGGUGACGCUGCGUGGAUAGAGUUCGAGGAGCUAAGGCACCCGGCACUGUGUGUCAGCUCGAGUUUGAAGGGCGACUUCAUUCCUAAUGAUGUCAAGCUUGGAGGAGACGUGGGGAGGAUUGCUUUACUAACUGGGCCCAACAUGGGAGGAAAAUCAACAGCGAUGCGCAUGACUGCUACCGGUGUGAUUAUGGCUCAGCUUGGCAUGCUCGUUCCCGCGAAGAAAGCACGAUUGUGCGCUGUAGAUUCGAUCUUGACCCGGAUGGGCGCUUACGACGCCAUGUUCUCCAACGCUAGUACUUUCAAGGUUGAAUUGGAUGAAUGCUGCAAGAUUCUCCGCGACGCCACGCCGAAAUCGUUGGUCAUUCUAGAUGAACUGGGCAGAGGUACCUCAACAUACGACGGCAUGGCUAUAGCUGGAGCUGUGCUGCACCAACUUGCUACACACACACUCGCACUUUCGUUCUUCGCGACGCACUACGGAUCGUUGACUGACGACUUCUCGUACCACCCCAACAUCCGAAACAUGCACAUGGAAACAAUGGUCGAUGACGAGAAGCGGGAGCUGGUAUUCCUUUACAAACUCGUCAAAGGCGUUGCGUCCUCGUCUUUCGGAACUCACGUCGCAAGUCUUGCUGGCGUACCCGAGGAGGUCGUGAAACGUGCCGACGUGGUGUCCAAGGACUUUGCCAUGCAGUUCAAGGAGAAAAUCGAGGGGAAGAAGAACCAAGCGGCGGGAAGGCUGCCACUGGUUGCCCAGGCCGACUUCGCGUACCUUUACAAGCUGGCGACGGGCAAGUGCGAGAUGUCUGAGGACAAGGUGAGACAGCGCGAGGUGCUGAAGGGCCUCAAGGCUGCUGUGAUUCGCUGCUUGCAAAGUGUGGGAGCUUAA